CCUCCCUCAGACUCGCCUUGAAGAUCAAAAUGGCCCUCGAAACCGUUAGGGCGAAUUUGCAAAAGCUCGAAGAAUUUCUGUCUAGACACCCGGAAAUCCAACAUGUCACAUCGUCCUCCCCAGAAUAUGAUAGCACCCGGGCUACUUUUGUGGCCCGCCCGGAUGUCACUCCAAGUGCAAUCGUCCGACCACCAACCAUCGAAGAUGCUGUCUCUAUCGUAUCCUUCUUAAUUACAAAUAAGAUCGAGUUCACCGUUCGAGUUGGCGGCCAUGAUAUGUUGUCAAGAACAUUCAAAGAUAUGAUUGUCGGAGUAGACCUCCGACUCAUCAACCACGUAGUGAUAGACGAGAAUCAUCUCACAGCUCGAGUCGGAGGCGGGAUUCUAAUAGGUGAUCUUUCUAGGAAGCUCCAUGAGCAUGGGCUAGCAACUGCCACGGGUACAAUCUCCCCCGUUGGGUACGUUGGCUGGGCCAUGUAUGGCGGCUACGGGCCAUAUAGCACUCAGUUUGGACUGGGUGUCGACCACAUAAUAGCUGCCAAAAUUAUUAAUGCUCAGGGAGAACUAGUUGAGGCCGAUGCGGAUCUUCUGAAAGCGAUUCGCGGCGCUGGGGGGGCAUUUGGGGUUCUGGUCGAGGUGACUAUUCAAGUUCAUCGGCUGGAUAAGAUAUUGGCUGGUGUACUCUUCCUUAAGUCCGACGAUAUACCUGCCGCUGUUCGGCAGUAUAAUGAGGGUUACAGAAGGCUAUCGGCUGAGGGGAUUCCAGCAGCUCUAACCAUUGCACAAGCCGCUGUUAACACACCACAGGGCCUGGCUCUCUUAUUGCUUGUUAAUUGGAGUUCUCUUGAUUUUGAGUCUGGAAAGAUUUGGGUCGAUAAAAUAUCUAGACUUGCUCCUGUAGUACUGAACACGGUCAAGGAGACGACUCCGCCGGGCUGGUUAGAAGAGGCAGGCCGACUAGUCCCUAGGGAAACUCAAGGUCGCAUGUAUACGAUCAAUGUGAAAGCUAUCACCAACGAGGUUGUCGACGUGAUCAGCACCCAUUUACAGAGAAUGCCGUCUGACCCUCACAUAAUCUGGGACAUGCAUGAGCUCCGUCGCUCAUCUCCGUCAGCAAGGCCAAGGUCAGACUCCGUAUUUGCCGCCCGGGAAGGUCAUUUCAUGUUCGAGAUCGUUUCCAUCGCGGAGAAGAAGGAGAAUCUGGAUUCGGUUUUGGCUUGGGGCAAAGAGUUUCAAGAAGCGUUGUACAAGACAGAUCCGGAUAACAUACUGGCCGCUACCUACCUUUCGAUGACAGCACCGGAUGAAAUAGAUUUGACUAAGGUCUUCGGCGAGCAUUACGAAUUUAUGCGAGAGUUCAAACAAAGUCAUGACCCUCAUGGUGUUUUUUCGAAUGGUUACGUACGUUUCUGAUGUUCUCCUGCAUGUAUAUAUCAAGGCGUCCAGCUCUAGGCUUAUUGUCCUCUGAGAGAGUUUACUAAAGAGUUUGGUCCAAGAAACUUCACACAAAUCUCGAUAUGAACGACAAUUUAGAUAUCUG
Molecule: messenger RNA, 1539 nt
Organism: Aspergillus alliaceus
Lineage: Eukaryota; Fungi; Ascomycota; Eurotiomycetes; Eurotiales; Aspergillaceae
Product: FAD-binding oxidoreductase
Exons: 2
Coding region: 30-1412 (460 amino acids)
Molecular function (GO): FAD binding
Source: RefSeq, a predicted model, not a curated record